This is a messenger RNA of Phanerochaete carnosa HHB-10118-sp, 3948 nucleotides long. RefSeq lists its product as uncharacterized. The coding region runs from base 1324 to 3870 and encodes 848 amino acids. The transcript has 14 exons. Lineage: Eukaryota; Fungi; Basidiomycota; Agaricomycetes; Polyporales; Phanerochaetaceae. The record is from RefSeq and is a predicted model, not a curated record. Gene Ontology annotation, molecular function: phosphopantetheine binding.
GAUUUUCAUAUGUACGUCGGAGUCACCUUUAAGCUUCGAGCAUAGUCAUCAGGCACAACCUGCUAGAUUGAUUUGAGAGCUGUGAAAGAGUCAGCCAAUAUCAUGCUGAGUCGGAGGUACUUGUUCGAGCGUCGACAUCCAUCGCUGACAUGCAAAGAGCUUCAAGUUGCAGCAGCGUUGGUAUUUGGCCGAUGGUGGACCACCAGAGCGCGUCGCAUGCAUCAGAUGUCGGUGAAACACUGCACAUCCCAAACCAGAGUUAAAGUCGCUUCAUCAAGCGGUCAUGCAUAUCUAGCAGGAUGAUGAACACGAAGGUUGCUGGUCCUCCGGAUUUUCCCAAAUCGCGGCUGAUCAUGAUGAAAGUACGGCGUCCCCACGGAGCGCAGCGACCGGACCUGGCUGGCGAGUCUGUCCGGCCUCAAAACCGAAUGACGUCAUGUGCAGACAAAUCCGGCUGUUUUUUCUACAGCAAAUUUAUGGGCCAAAAAAACCUUACUUGUCUUUGUUUCACAGUAGAUUGUAUUUUUAAACCUGACCCCAGUACUUAAGCCGCGUGCUGAUUUCCGGGAUGCUGCAUAGUGUUCAGCAUGGACACGUCUAUGCCCCCUCUGGACGGCACUCUGCUCACCGUUUCCGAUUUCGUCGACUUCCACGCUAAGCAAAACGCAGACAAACCAUGGCUCAUGUUCCUGGCCAAGGGGAAUCCGGAAGAACUCGUGUCCAUCUCCUACCAUGAGAUGGCGCAGGCGAGCCACCGCAUUGCGCACCGCAUGCGCCCAACCAGAGAGGGCCCUGAUGGGGAGGUCGUCACCCUGCUCAUCAACACCGACAGUGUCAUCUACGUCGCCGUCGUUCUGGGUCUCAUACGCGCAGGCUAUGUGCCAUACCCAAUGUCUCCCCGCAAUUCCCCCCAGGCUAUGUGCCAUAUGCUCGAGGCCGUCUCAUCUACUCGUAUAAUCGCCCACGGACCGACUGCAGCUCUCUUCCAACAGGUUCAGAGCGAGAUGCAGGCCAAGGGUACCAAGCUCCGCCUUGACGAACUACCAGGACUGCUAGAGGUAUUUCCCCAGUUUGGCGAAAACUCCGCCGCCGCAGCCAAGGUCAAGCCUUACCCACCUUCGGACAGGCCAAUUGACAUGCACAUGUCAGCGCUGUACUUUCACUCCUCGGGCUCGACCGGCUACCCUAAAUCCGUUGAUUUCACGCAUCGCAGGAUGUUGCAGUGGUUCGGUUCGACUAGUACCUACUGGUCUAUCACCUGGUGGUUAAAUCCUCUUUACAGGAUUUCUUGGCAGGGCUGGUAGUGUGUCACGCUACGGUUCGAUGGGCUUGCCGAGCUUCCACGCCAUGGGCCUCCUGCUGCAGAUGAUUAAUCCACUCGCGACGGGCAGAGAAGUCGUUGUGUACACCCCGCAGUAUCCUGCACCUCCGGUCGUCCCGAACACACAGAACGUUUACGAGGUUGCAAAGCUUGCAAAGUGCACUGGAAUGGUCGCACUACCCUCUUUCAUCGAGGCGUGGUCACACUCCUCAGAAAUUAUCGAGUACCUGAAGACCCUCAAUGUGCUGCUGUUCGGUGGCGCCCAGCUCGCGGUGUCCACCGGGGAUAAGCUUGUGCAGAUGGGCGUGCGUCUGCAGUCCACUUACGGAGGCACCGAGUUCGCGAACCCCUCUAUGGCGUGGGGCGGAGUCCUGGUAACAAUCGCUCGGCCCAACCCAGAUUGGGCGUGGUUUUGUGCGCCGCCGGAUGCUCCGAAUAUCAAGUGGGAGCCUCAAGGCGAUGGGACGUACGAGCUGAUUGUCUAUGAAACUGACAACUAUGACCUCGCCGUGUACAAUGUACCCGGAGAAAGGGCCUACGCGACUUCUGACCUUUUCGAACCGCAUCCGACGAAACCUGACCUUUGGAAGAUCGUUGGCCGCAAGGACGACGUCGUCAUUUUGAGCACUGGCGAGAAGAUUGUACCGCUAUCGCAAGAAGCGUACAUCACCUCGAGCCCGCUCGUUAGCGGCUGCGUAAUGUUCGGUCGGGAGCGCGAGCAGCCAGGCAUUUUUAUCGAGCCGCAAUCCUCAUAUGCCGUCAAUCCGAACGAUAUGGCCGCACUUGCCGCGUUUCGCGACAAGAUCUGGGCGCGCGUGGAGGAGGCGAACGCGCAAGCACCCGGAUUCGCGAAGAUCUUUAAGGAGAUGAUCGUCGUCACCGAACCCGACAAGCCCCUGCCCCGGGUGGCCAAGGGGUCCAUCGUCCGCAAGCAGGCUUCAGUCGUCUACGAGAAGGAGAUUGAACAGCUCUAUAAGAUGAUCUCUGCGAGCAUGAGCAAUGAGGGUAUUGAUCCUCCGAGGUCUUGGAAGGCCGCCGACCUGGAGCCUUGGCUCACUGGGCAGGCUAUGAGCCUCGUCUCACACGAACAACCCGUCGCACUCGCAGUCGAUCUGUUCCAGCAAGGCUUCGACAGCCUGAGCGCAACAUUCUUCCGUAAUCACAUCAUCGGCGCCCUGUGCGCCUCCGAGACCCUAAGCAUCCGCCAGGCAGCGCAAAGUGUCUCCGCGAAUCUAGUCUUCGAGAAUCCGACCAUCAAGCAGCUUGCAGAUGCGCUCGCUGCACUCGUCGAUCCAUCCGCCAGCGCUCGCGUCCGCAACCCCGUAGACGAGAUCCAGGCGAUGAUUUCCAAGUACACUGCAGGUCUGCACACUGCGCGGGCGGGAAAAGCGACGGAUGUUGGUACGGCACCGGUCGUACUCCUCACGGGCUCGACGGGCAACAUUGGCUCGCACAUCCUCGCGUACCUUCUCGCGGAGCCGCGUGUCGCGCGCGUGUACGCGCUCAACCGCCCGUCGGCAGACCCGCAUGAACGGCUCGCGUCCGCGUUCCGCGAGCGCGGACUCUCAGAGGAAGCCCUCAAGAGUCUGCGACUUGUGUUACUCGUGGGAAACGCCACGCGCGAGCGUUUCGGGCUUGAGGAAGCGCAAUACACCGAAGUCAUGGCAUCAGUGACGCAUGUCAUACAUAACGCCUGGACAGUGAAUUUCAAUCUCGCGCUGCAAUCAUUUGAGAGUCAGGUCGCGGGAGUGCGCAAACUCGUGGACAUCGCCGCCGCCGCCGCGCGACCUGUGCGGCUGCUUGUCACUUCAUCUGUCGGCGUCGCGAACGCGUGGGACUCCGCUAAGGGUCCCGUUCCUGAGCAGCUCCUGUUGAAUCCCGAGAAUGCAGCUGGCACUGGGUACAUCGCGUCCAAGUACAUCGUCGAACAUAUUCUCAGUGCUGCUAGGGAGAAGGGCGUUCUCGCCACUGCGCUACGCAUGGGCCAAGCCUGCGGACCGAAGGAAACAGGGGCAUGGGGGACGACCGAGUGGAUGCCGAUCUUGGUUAAGUCAAGCAUCGCGCUGGGUGGUCUGCCUGCACUGGACGGCCCCGUAGACUGGGUCCCACUUGAUGCCAUCGGCAAGGCAUACGUCGACUGGGUACUUGCGGAGGACGCCCUGCCCGCGUUCGUGAAUAUCGUGCAUCCGCGCCCGGUGGUCUGGGACACUGUACUCAACGGACUGCGGCGGGAAUUGGGGGACAGUCUUCCUCUCAUGCCAGUGAAAGAUUGGGUCGCAAAACUCGAAAAAUAUGCAAAUAGUCCCUCAGCGGAGGACCUCGCUCGGAUCCCGGCUCUGAAGAUUAUGAGCUUCUUCCGCUCGCUUGCUCAUCCAACUGCUUCGCGAGACGGCGCGGGCGCCGCUGGAGCUGAUGGGGCAAUGGGUGUCGCAUUCGAGACUGCAGAGCUCCUGCGCUCAAGCCAUACGAUGCGCAGGCUCCAGCCGGUGUCAGAGGAACACGCCCGUGCGUGGGUCUGCUUCUGGAAGGCGAAGGGAUUUAUUGCGUGAAAGGGGUUGGGCCUGUGUAUAGCGAGCCCUUGGUUUCUGGCGACACUGUGUUAUGACAUAUGUGCCAUGAAUGUACAU